Molecule: messenger RNA, 1644 nt
Organism: Paraphaeosphaeria sporulosa
Lineage: Eukaryota; Fungi; Ascomycota; Dothideomycetes; Pleosporales; Didymosphaeriaceae
Product: amino acid transporter-like protein
Exons: 7
Coding region: 1-1644 (547 amino acids)
Biological process (GO): transmembrane transport
Cellular component (GO): membrane
Molecular function (GO): transmembrane transporter activity
Source: RefSeq, a predicted model, not a curated record
AUGCGUAGCGAAGAUAUGCAGCUCGAUACAAUGACAAAUGUUGGUGGAGAGGCGAUGGUGGAGGUCCCUCUACAUCACGAUCGUGAUAACGCCGAGCUCACAAGACUGGGAAAGAAGCCAGUGUUGAAGCGAAACUUCGGAUUUGUUUCUAUGUUGGCAUUUUCUUGCACAGUAAUGGUAACGUGGGAAGGCGUUUUGCUAUCAUUCGCCAUCAGCUUCACGGAUGGCGGUUUCUCUGGAAGCGUUUAUGAGUACAUCUUUGUCUGGAUUGGGACACUUGCAGCGUUUUCAUCGAUGGGAGAGCUGGCGUCAAUGGCACCUACCGCAGGUGGACAAUAUCACUGGACUUCGAUGCUGGCACCGAAAUUCUGUCGAAAAAUUUUCAGCUACUUCAUAGGCUGGCAUACUAUGCUUGGAUGGCAUGCCAUAGUUGCAUCCGGAUGUUCUGUCUGCGCCUAUCUCGUUCGUGGCCUGAUGAUUCUAAGCAAUUCUUCAUACCGUCUGAACGCAUGGGAACUCCUAUUCCUCUACUGGGCAAUCUUAGUUCUUGCACUGUCGGUCAACACUCUCAUCAGCCGUCAACUUCCCAAUAUUGAAAGUUUCAUUUUGAUUCAUCACAUGUUCGGAUUCUUUGCCAUUUUGAUUCCAUUAGUAUACUUUGCGCCGCAUGGAGACGCAAAGGCGAUAUUCACGUCUUUCAACAACGGAGGAGCAUGGCCGAACGACGGUACUUCAUUCUUGAUUGGCUGUCUGGGUCCCGCCUAUAGUCUUCUAGGGGCUGACAGUGCUGCGCACAUGUCUGAGGAGAUCCGAAACGCUGCAGUCAACGUCCCGCGGGCAAUGGUGUUCAGUAUCCUCCUGAACGGUACCCUGGGUUUCGGCAUGCUAAUCUCAGCGCUGUUCUGCGUCGGCAAUACGGACCUAGUGCUCCAUUCUGCCACUCAUAUUUCCUUCAUGGAAAUCUUCCGACAAGCCGUUGGAAGCCUCUCCGGUGCCCUAACAAUGGCUUCUCUAGUUACUAUACUCAUCAUCUGCGCGAACAUUAGUUUUGUCGCAACAGCGUCGCGCAUGACCUGGGCUUUUUCUCGAGACCGUGGCACGCCUGGCUGGCAAAUUCUGAGAAGGGUUGAACCACGUACCACACUGCCUCUCAUGUCCAUUGCUGUAACCAUGAUAAUCGCGACAAUCUUCUCCUUAAUCGGUCUGGGCUCUACCACUGCAUUUAGCGGACUCGGCAUGAGUUGCCUAUACACCUCAUACUUUAUCGGCAACACAUUUCUUUUAUGGCGGCGGCUCACCGGUUCCAUCAAGCCCUAUUCAAUCAGAGAUAAAAUUCUUGCCAACACCCCCGAGGCUGAUUACCUCACAUGGGGUCCGUGGAAAAUUACUGAGCCGUUUGGUACCAUAAUCAACGCAUUCGGGUGCGCAUAUCUUUUCGUCGUCAUGAUCUUCAGCUUCUGGCCCACGAAAAACCAUCCUCGGCUGGACAAUAUGAAUUAUAGUAGUCUAGUGUACGGUGCCUUUACUGUUAUCAUCGUUUUCUAUUACUUCUUGUGGGGGAAGAGGACUUAUACUGGGCCUGUCGUAGAGAUUCAUCGUGCGGAAGCGAGAUGUCACUCUCGGAUAUAUCGGCCGCGCCUGUAG